Anneissia japonica is the source of this 2023-nucleotide messenger RNA. RefSeq names its product ADP-ribose glycohydrolase ARH3-like. Lineage: Eukaryota; Metazoa; Echinodermata; Crinoidea; Comatulida; Comatulidae. The record is from RefSeq and is a predicted model, not a curated record. Gene Ontology annotation, cellular component: mitochondrion; nucleus. The transcript has 7 exons. The coding region runs from base 177 to 1280 and encodes 367 amino acids.
AAACAAACCGCGACAGAAAUGAAGCGCGACCGAAAUGAUCUGUAUUCGAUCAUAGUACAUGCAUGGAAUUGGAUUUCUGAUUUAUUAUUGCGUUCCAAAUUUAUUAAUUGUACAGAAAUAUACUCUAUCAGAUCGUGGUAAAUUUCUUCAAGCUGAAUUUAGUGAGAAGAUUUACAAUGGCAGCUACAGCUUGCAGCAAGGACCUGCGUUCUCGUUUCCAAGGAUGUUUAGCAGCUGCCGUAGCUGGUGACUGCCUCGGCGCUCCAUUUGAGGUCAGUGGUGUCAAGAGUGUUGAAGAAGUUGUCAAGUUCGAACAGCAGUUGAGCAGGUACAUUGAAAAAGAAUUAAAAGCAAAGCAUUUGGAAUACACAGAUGAUACUGCCAUGGCGAGAUCAGUGGCCCAGUCACUGAUUGACAACAAAGGCAAAUUCAAUGCACGAGACAUGGCAAAAAGAUUUCAUGAUGAGUACUUAAAAGAGUCAAACAGAGGGUAUGGUGGCAACGUCAUUGAUAUACUUGGACCACUCGGUGACCCUGAAUUGACCGAUGUUUUUCAUCCUGCAACGACGCAGUUUAAUGGAAGUGGGUCAUAUGGAAAUGGUGGCGCCAUGAGAGUGGCUCCUGUUGGUCUUGCGUUCUAUAAUAACUUUGAAAUGAUGAAACAGGUGGCUGUUGAUUCUGCUCGCAUUACACAUUCCAACUGCCUUGGCUACAAUGGCGCCCUCCUACUUAGCUGCGCUGUCUAUUCUGCAUUACACAUUGAAGCUGGAACUGCUGUCAAUAGUGACCAAUUUAUUGAAAAAUUAAUUGACAUCAUGAAAGAUGUAGAAGCAAUAGAUCACACCAUGCAAGACAGUGGAGACAAUCAACCUAAGAAAUCAAAGUUAGAUGAAAGUGUGGCAGAUGACCCUGUAUACACUAGAAAACUGAUGGCUGCCCAAGAAUUCCUCAAGAGAGACAAUGUUGAUAACAAAGAGGUUGUUGAAGUUCUUGGAAAUGGUAUAGCUGCUCAAAGGUCUGUAGUAACUGCAGUCUACUGUUUCUUGCGCUCGGUUAAAUCAAUUGAGACUAUACCAACACAAAAUGGUCUUGUUCGCACAAUUCUAUACGCCAUCUCAAUGAAUGGAGAUACUGACACAAUAGCAACCAUGGCUGGUGCUAUUGGUGGUGCUUAUUAUGGACUUGAAUCCAUGCCUGAAAAAUGGAGGGAAGUUUGCGAAGGAGUUGGGGAUGCUAUAAAACAAGGAGAUGAGUUGUUCAAGCUCAAUGUUGGGAAUUGAAACAAUGACAUGUAUAUUUUUGUAACAUACCCCGAUGUAUGUCUUUUUACUAAAAAUAUAAAUUGCGCCAUACAAGCUUGCAUCUUCAAAAUGAAGCUCACAUCUUCAAAAUGAUUCAUUAUUAUUAAGUUUAUUUUUUGAAUUUGUACAGCAAGCAAAGCGAGGAAGCUUGGACCGAAAAUAAUAAUUAUUACUACUACUCUUUAUUAGUCCUCAUUCAUUGGAAAUCGGAAAUUUGGGCUGGGGACACGUGGCAGCCACAUUGCAGUGCCACCCAACUUAACUACAGCACAACUGGCCUAACCCGCCUAACUCUCAAUGUGAGGGUUAUUCAAGGAGCCAAGUGGUCAGACUCCAAUUAAAACUCAACGAACGCUGGCUGGGUUUGACAGGGGUCGUUAGCACAAGAAGCAGGAACAAUAUUUCUUUGUGAACCGUUGAGCUCAGUGAGCAGCAUAGGAACUUGUGCUCGCUAUAGACAGACCCUAGACCUUUACUCCUGGGGACUUCUGGGAGAUCUGGUUAAAUGAACUCUCUUAACAGCUUAGCUCAGUCGGCUAAUCUGGUGGUAGCCAUUGUGUGUGCGCUGAACCGUCGAGAUCCCUAGGUCCCCGGUUAAAUUCCCAUUGCUGCCUUUCCUUGUGUUUAAAGGGCUGAAAUACAAGUUACAAAAGCGCACCGUCUUUCGGAUGAGAUGUUUAAGCCAUUGGUCCUGUGUGCAUUAAUGUCCCAUGUGCACAUUA